UGCAUGUUACGUAAAUGCGCCGCCUGUUCCAAUGGGGGAGAAAUUAAAAAGAAACGCUCUCUGUCCCGUCGCUCUUUCCAAGGAGACUGAGGAUCGCUGGGUGUGUAGGUGGGAACACAGCAAGAUAGGAGGAUGAAGAUAGCCGUGAUUGGACAGAGUCUGUUUGGCCAAGAGGUGUACAAAGAGCUGAGGAAAGAUGGCCACACAAUCGUAGGGGUUUUCACUAUCCCUGACAAGGACGGCAAGGCUGAUCUACUGGCCACAGAGGCAGAGAAAGAUGGCGUGCCUGUCUUUAAGUUCCCCCGCUGGCGCGUGAAGGGCCAUGCCAUCCCAGAGGUGGUGGCUCAGUACAAGGCUGCAGGUGCUGAGCUCAAUGUUCUGCCCUUCUGCUCCCAGUUCAUCCCCAUGGAGGUCAUCGACCACCCCAAACAUGGCUCCAUCAUCUACCACCCCUCCCUACUGCCUCGCCACAGAGGAGCUUCUGCCAUCAACUGGACAUUGAUCCAUGGUGACAAAAAGGGUGGGUUCACAGUGUUCUGGGCUGAUGAUGGACUGGACACUGGACCAAUACUGCUGCAGAGAGAGUGUGAUGUUGAACCCAAUGACACCGUCAACACAAUCUACAAAAGGUUUCUCUUUCCAGAGGGAGUCAAAGGCACAGUGGAAGCAGUGAGGCUUAUCGCAGAAGGGAAGGCCCCAAGGAUUACGCAGCCACAGGAGGGGGCCACGUACGAGUGCAUCCAGAAGAAAGACAAUGCUAAGAUUGACUGGAACCAGUCAGCUGAAGCUCUGCACAACUGGAUCAGAGGAAAUGACAAAGUGCCCGGAGCCUGGGCAGAGGUUGAUGGACAGAAAGUGACUUUCUAUGGCUCCACUAUGGUUGAUAUUGGCACAGCUAAAGGUCAGCCCUUUGAGAUACCUGGAGCCAGUCGCCCUGGCAUCGUCACCAAGGCAGGACUGGUACUGUUUGGAAACGAUGGCAAGACGCUGCUGGUGAAGAAUCUGCAGUUUGAGGAUGGGAAGAUGAUUGCUGCAGCCCAAUACUUUUGCUCUGGGAGCAGUGCUGCCGUGGAGCUCACUGAGGAGGAGAACACCUUUGCAGAACAAAUGAGGGUAGUGUGGCAGAGCAUUCUGACUAAUGUGAGCCAGAUUGAAGACUCUACAGAUUUCUUCAAGUCUGGUGCUGCUUCCAUGGAUGUGGUCCGGCUUGUGGAGGAGGUGAAGCUUCGGGCCAACAGUUGCCAGCUGCAGAAUGAGGACAUCUACAUGAACACCACUUUCCAGGAUUUCAUCCAGAUGUGCAUCAGGAAGCUCAGAGGGGAGGAUGAUGAAGAGGAGCUGGUGGUCGACUAUGUGGAGAAGAACAUUAACAACAUGACCAUAAAGAUGCCUCAUCAAUUGUUCAUCGCUGGAGAGUUUAUUGAUGCUGAGGGAGGAAAGACCUACAAGACCAUCAACCCUACUGAUGGAUUGGCCAUCUGCGACGUCUCUCUGGCCCAAAUCAGUGACGUGGACAAGGCAGUGGCUGCCGCUAAGGAGGCCUUUGAAGAGGGACCAUGGGGCAAGAUGAACCCAAGAGAUAGAGGCAGACUAAUCUACAAGUUGGCUGACCUGAUGGAAGAGCACCAGGAGGAACUAGCCACCAUCGAAGCCAUUGACUCAGGAGCUGUGUACACUCUGGCCCUCAAGACUCACGUGGGCAUGUCCAUCCAGACGUUCCGCUACUUUGCUGGCUGGUGUGACAAGAUCCAAGGCAGCACCAUUCCCAUCAAUCAGGCCAGACCAAAUCGAAACCUGACUUUCACCAAGAAGGAACCGAUAGGCGUGUGCGCCAUCGUGAUUCCUUGGAACUAUCCUCUGAUGAUGUUGGCCUGGAAGACAGCAGCUUGCCUUGCAGCUGGAAACACAAUAGUCCUCAAACCUGCACAGGUGACUCCGCUGACAGCCCUGAAGUUUGCAGAGUUGGCAGCUAGAGCGGGACUGCCCAAAGGGGUGAUUAACAUUCUGCCUGGAUCAGGUGCUCUGGUGGGUCAGUGUCUGUCUGACCAUCCUGAUGUUCGCAAACUGGGCUUCACAGGUUCCACUGAAAUCGGUAAACACAUCAUGAAGAGCUGCGCAGUAAGUAAUGUAAAGAAAGUUUCUCUGGAGCUCGGAGGAAAAUCUCCACUCAUCAUCUUCAGUGACUGUGACAUGGACAAGGCUGUACGCAUGGGCAUGAGCUCAGUGUUCUUCAACAAGGGAGAGAACUGCAUCGCAGCUGGCAGACUGUUUGUGGAAGACUCCAUUCAUGACCAGUUUGUGAAGAAAGUGAUUGAGGAAGUCAAGAAGAUGAAGAUCGGUGAUCCCCUGGACCGCUCUACAGACCAUGGCCCUCAGAACCACAAAGCUCACCUUGACAAACUGGUGGAAUACUGUCAGACCGGUGUCAAGGAGAAAGCCACCCUCGUUUGUGGUGGCAAACAGGUGCAGCGACCAGGUUUCUUCUUUGAGCCCACAAUAUUUACUGAUGUUCAGGACCACAUGUACAUCGCCAAAGAGGAGUCGUUUGGCCCUGUCAUGAUCAUCUCCAAGUUCAAGAGUGGUGAGGUGGACGAUGUGCUGAGGAGGGCCAAUGAUACAGAGUACGGCCUGGCAUCGGGUGUUUUCACUCAAGACAUCAGCAAAGCUCUCUAUGUCAGUGAAAGACUCAACGCUGGCACUGUUUUUGUCAACACCUACAACAAGACUGAUGUGGCCUCACCGUUUGGAGGUUUCAAGCAGUCUGGAUUUGGCAAAGACCUUGGACAAGAAGCUCUCAAUGAAUACCUGAAGACAAAGGCAGUGACCAUCGAGUACUAAGUCACAUCAUGGACAGCAGGCAGUGAUGUGUGUGAGAACACUGACAGGACAUACACAGGACAUACACAGAGUGAUAAUGACUAGAAUACUGUAUGUGCCUUAACAUGCUAACUGAACACAUUGAGAUGUUGUAGCCUUUCUAGUUUUCUAGAGUUAUGACCCUGUUGCAGAAUGUUUCUAGGUAGCCCAUAUGUAACUAUGGAAUUUAGUUACAAUUUGUUUAAUCAAACUAUAUUAAUUUCUAAUAUGUCUUACAUUGGGUCAGAAAAGUGUUAAGAAAUGUAACAUUUCCACUAACUGCUUUUGGUUAUCAAUGAAAGCUGUUGAGUAUCUCAUUGUUUGCAGGCCUAUUCCUGGUCUUUGUUCCUGUUCUUGAGGUAGGCAAGAACAUAGUUUAGAUUCUAAAACUUUACAUACUGAUUUCACACAAUCUUAACUUUAUCAUCUUGUUCUGAUGAAUAUAAUCAGAGUUGCCUAUAAAUAAACAUGAUCUGCAAGUAUAUACUGUAAGUUCAUCCUGUCGAGGGGUCUGUCCUAGAAAUACAUACCUAUAAAAACAGUCUGUCAUUGAAGCUGACAAGAAGCAGGAAGAAAAGGUAUAUGUAUCCUUGUGAUUGAGACUUUUUUGUUUGUGAAAAGAAGCGUGGGGCUUAUCAGAGCUAGUUGUCACAGGUAUAUCACAGGAAAGAAUGACAUCAGCGGGAGAAAACUUGAGCUGCUGACACAAAAUAAAAAAAAUAAAUAUGUGAAAUGAUGA
Molecule: messenger RNA, 3595 nt
Organism: Mugil cephalus (flathead mullet)
Lineage: Eukaryota; Metazoa; Chordata; Actinopteri; Mugiliformes; Mugilidae
Gene: aldh1l1
Product: aldehyde dehydrogenase 1 family, member L1
Exons: 23
Coding region: 133-2838 (901 amino acids)
Biological process (GO): 10-formyltetrahydrofolate catabolic process; one-carbon metabolic process; biosynthetic process
Cellular component (GO): cytoplasm
Molecular function (GO): aldehyde dehydrogenase (NAD+) activity; formyltetrahydrofolate dehydrogenase activity
Source: RefSeq, a predicted model, not a curated record